Agrilus planipennis (emerald ash borer) is the source of this 540-nucleotide messenger RNA. RefSeq names its product transcription factor 4-like. NCBI's taxonomy places the organism in Eukaryota, Metazoa, Arthropoda, Insecta, Coleoptera, Buprestidae. The record is from RefSeq and is a predicted model, not a curated record. Gene Ontology annotation, molecular function: DNA-binding transcription factor activity, RNA polymerase II-specific; RNA polymerase II cis-regulatory region sequence-specific DNA binding. Bases 115 to 525 code for a protein of 136 amino acids. Gene Ontology annotation, cellular component: transcription regulator complex. The transcript is spliced from 4 exons. Gene Ontology annotation, biological process: regulation of transcription by RNA polymerase II.
UGUUAUGUUUAUUUUUGCAUGUUUUAUUUUUGAAUAAAGCCUGCAGCAGAAGCGCAACGGUUGGAUGAUGCCAUCGGAUUUUUGCGAGACCAUGCAGAGGUAAAUGGUACACGAAUGGAGGAAAGACUAGACGAUGCUAUUAAUGUUUUACGCAAUCAUGCGGAGUCACAAAUAAAUUUAGGACAGCUACCUCCAAAUUUAAGCGCAUCACAAGUAGGUGCAUUAAACUAUACCCCUUCUACAUCGGAAGUACCUUUUUCGGAACCUAUUAAAGUAGAAAGGACAACACACCAUAAUAAAAAACGGAAAGAGCCUCCUGAUAGUGAUUCAAAACCCUCUAGUUCUGUAGAUAGUAUAACACAGCCAAAUUCAACUAGCAUCGGUUCGGUAACUAAAGCUUCAAAGCGAUCAAGGAGAUAUGAUGACGAUGAUGAUGAUACUCAUCCAGGAAACAAGGCCGUGCGUGAGAAAGAACGCAGGCAUGCCAACAACAUUCGAGAACGGUAUGUAGAAAUUCGCUUUUAAAUUUUAAAAUAUAUU